AUCUCACCCCAGCCCUCGCCCUGACACUCGCACCCGCUCCCUGCCAGGCAGGUCUCCUCACGCACCCGGCUCUUCUCACUGGAGUCGGGAUUCACUAGCCAUCCUAACCGGGCAUCUGCUGUUCCAGUGCGCUGUUCCCAGCCGCCCCGCCCCAGAAACAGACGCAUCUCAGCUCCGGGUGAGCAACCCCUGGGCAGUGUCGCUGUGUGGCUGUUCCCAGCCGCCCCACCCCAGAGACGGCGGCAUCUCAGCUCGGGGUCUGUCCCAGCUGGAUGCCCCAGCCAUGGGCAGAGCCCUGCCCCCACAGCAGGACACCGGGGAAAGGGAGCUCCUGCCUCAGGGCCCCCCCUGGAGAGCAGGGGGUCCUGCCACGCUGAGGGUCCUGAUCCUCACCCUGCUCUGGAGGGGGUCCCUGUCCCAGCGGCCUGGAUUUACCCUGACGGUGCCGCAGUCGGUGUCGGUGCAGGAGGGUCUCUGCGUUCUCGUCCCCUGCAUCUUCACGUACCCAGCCUCGUCUGACACCUACAAUUCCUGGCCUCGGCUCUACAGAUACUGGUACAAGGAUGCAGCCGAUGUGGGCCAUGAUUCGCCCGUGGCCAGCACUGACUUCAGCCGGAGGGUGUCGAAGGAGACCCAGGGCCGGUUCCAGCUGACGGUGGCUCCGGGCCAUGGCGACUGCUCCCUGCAAAUCAGCGAUGCCCAAUGGACGGAUGCGGGGAAAUAUUUCUUUAGAUUUGAGAAAGGAACAUUGAAAUACAAAUACCUCUCCAAUUCCGAUGGCACUGAUGCAAAGCUCGCGAUCUCCGUGCCAGGGCUGAUGGAAGAGCCAGAGAUCCAGAUCUCGCCGGCGCGGGGGCUGCCAGGGACGCUGCUGGCCGGGGAGCCAGUGACUGUGACCUGCACGGCCCCUGGGCGCUGCUCCGGGCCCCCUCCCCGAGUCACCUGGACGGAGCCGUUCAGCGACACAGCCCAGAAUGUCUCAGCCCAGCUGGAGAAUGGCACCUGGGCCCACAGAUCCGCGCUCAGCUUCAUGCCCGGCCUGGGGGACCACGGCAAAGAGCUCAUCUGCAGCGUCACCUACAGGCCACCACGGGGACCUUCGACCAACAGAACCAUCCGGCUUCUUGUUGGCUACCCGCCCGGGCCCCCCAACAUCACUGGGACCCUGACCAGGAACAGACACCCCGUGCCAGAUGCGUGGGGAGCUGAGGGCGACGUUGUGUCUCUGCAGACCCAGGAAGGCGACUCCCUGAGCCUGAGCUGUGAGGCUGGGAGCAGAGCCGAGGCCACCCUGAGCUGGGCCAAGGGGAAAGAGUCCCUGAGCCCUGGCCAGGGAGGGGCCAGGCACCUGGAGCUGCCGAAUCUCAGCCCAGGGGACUCUGGGGAAUAUCGGUGCUGGGCCAAGAAUUCCUACGGGUCGGCCAGCCGGGCCCUGCGUGUGCACGUGCAGAACCCGCCCAGGCCCCCCAACAUCACCGGGACCCUGACCAGGAACGGACGCCCCGGGCCGGCCCCAUUGGGAGCCGAGGGCGACGUUGUGUCUCUGGAGACCCAGGAGGGCGACUCCCUGAGUCUGAGCUGUGAGGCUGGGAGCAGACCCGAGGCCACUCUGAGCUGGCUCAGGAUGAACAGGUCCCUGAGCCCCAGCCAGGGAGGGGCCGGGCGCCUGGAGCUGCCGAAUCUCAGCCCAGGGGACGCUGGGGAGUAUCGGUGCUGGGCCAAGAAUUCCUACGGGUCGGCCAGCCGGGCCCUGCGUGUGCACGUGCAGACUCUAGAGAAGACUCUGCAAAUCACCGUCUCCAGAGCUAACAGGAGCGACCCCCAGCUAUUCCAAGAUCCCAGCACCCUGGUGGCGAACGGGUCACAGCUCACAGCCCGGGAGGGCGACUCCCUGCGGUUCCUCUGCUCCGUCGCCAGCAGCCCCCGCGCUGCAGUGGGCUGGGUGAAGGGGGGCCGAGCUGUUGAGGGUACCCGCCCCAUGGGGGAGAAUCAGCUGCAGCUGGAGCUGCCCAACGUGAUGGCCGAGGACGGGGGGCUGUACAGGUGCUGGGCCCAGAGAGAGGAGAGCUCUGCCCAGGGGACGUUCCAGCUGCAGGUUGAGUACAGCCCCCGUCCGGGGACCAGGCUGAACUCGUCCUGCCAGCGCCAGGGGGCCAGCGUCAGCUGCAGCUGCUCCAUGCACUCCCAGCCCCCACCCCAGCUCCAGUGGCAGGUGGACGGGGUGUCCCUGGCUGGAAAUGGCUCAUGGGAGGCCCUGCAGGUCAGCUCGUGGGCCCAGGGGGACGAGGCUGUUAGCACCCUGAGCUGGAUGGGGAGCGAGGACAGGGCCCCUGAGAUCUUCUGCCUCGGCUCCAACCGCCAUGGGAGCUACGCCGCCCUGCACUUUGAACUCAGCCCCCCGCAGAGAGGUGCGGAGGAGCCUGGCAAGCUGCUGGGCAUGGGGGUGGCCUGUGGGCUGGGGGUCGCCGUCGGCUUCUUCCUUCUCAGGCUCUGCGUGAUCAAGCUGUGGGGCCAGGAUCUGGCACCCCCUAGUGCUGAGGCUGGGGAAAUGGCUAACAGGAGCCAGGAUGAGCACACAGCAGAUGAUACCAGCCUGAUCUACAUGAAUGUCACCACCAUCCCCAUGGAUCACAAGACUCCAGCUGCCCGCCAGACCAAAGGCGUCCAGGACGGGACUGCAGCAGCACAGGCCCCGCUGGGCCUGGGGAAGCCAGACGAGCUGCACUACGCCUCCGUCAAAUUCUCCAAGCUGCAGUGCAAAGGGGGGGAGCCUCCGGAGGACCCUGCCAUGGAAUAUUCUGAGGUCCGGCUGAUAUAGCCCCCUCAUGCCAUGGGCCCAGACUGGGUGUAUCUGGCCCAUCCAGUGCAGGGGCGAUCAUAGUGAGGGGGGAAGGGGUUGGCCCAGGGCUGGACCCGUGACGUGGGAGACCUGGGUGCAAAUCCCUGCUCUGGCCUGGACUCAGGGCAGAGUCAACUAGGCCUUGGAGAUGCUGGAGCGCUGCAUUGAGGGGAGGUAUCCCAGAGUCCCCUGCAGCCGGGUCCCAAAGCCUGCCCCCUCCCAAACCCCCCUGGGGGAAAGAGCCUCUCACCCCCCAGCCCCAGAGAGUCUCUCUUCUACCCUGUCUGAGCCCUCACCCACUCGCUUCACAAAUGGGCAGGAUGGUCACACUCAGGGGCAGUAGCUGGCAGGAGCGGAGGGAGGGGCUUGUCUCUAAGGUGCUGACCUGGUACUCAGGCUUCCUGGAUUCUAGUCCCUGCUCCACUGAAUCUGCUGUAGGUGAGGCUGGGCCAGUUGCGGCAACUGUCUAGCCUCAGUUUCCUCACCUUGAAAAUGGGGAUAAUGGUGCCCUGGGCUAGUCAUGUGAUAAACUCUUAGGGGCAGGGACGGUCUCUCGCUGUGUCUGGGCAGCGCCUGGCACAACGGGGCCCUGGUCUCUGUCGAGGUCCAUCAGUGCCACGUGAUUGUUAUUAAAAAGUGACAAUGUUCUAUUGAAGGUAACGUGUUCACUCCCAAGCCAAAAGCAUCCGACUGUAAAGGUCCCUCUUUACAAGCUGUUACUUGAAAUAGAUUUUCAUGGGUCAUUUUUUGUCACGGCUACUUUUUUAACAAACGGCCACUAACAACUAUGACUGAUUUGCGUCCAGUAAAGAAUCAGUUUUCACUUCUGCCUUUCCUCUGGGAAGGCCCCGAUCGCAGCUGGUUUCUGGGCAGGGCCGGGCAUAACACGGCCCCAAUUCUAGCUGGGACAGGGCCUGUCUCCUCGCUGUGGCUUGGCAGCACCCAGCAUGACA
This is a messenger RNA of Mauremys reevesii (Reeves's turtle), 3792 nucleotides long. Its product is annotated as sialic acid-binding Ig-like lectin 10. The transcript has 14 exons. The coding region runs from base 284 to 2818 and encodes 844 amino acids. The record is from RefSeq and is a predicted model, not a curated record. Lineage: Eukaryota; Metazoa; Chordata; Testudines; Geoemydidae.